GGCUUCACUGGUGACUGGCACCUGUUCGACGUCGCAUGCGCCGGGUCCAGGGGCGGCGUGGCCAUCGAGGGCAAUGGUGCCAUGUUCAGCGCGGCCGCCGAAUCGCAGCCGCGCAUCCUGGCCACCUGGGGCGUCGAGGCGGGCAUCGGGAUGCAGCUGGCGCAGCCCCAGAGCGCAGGCAACGUGCGCGCGCUGUCCGAGGGCCUUGGGUUUCGCCCAGCGUUGCUGUGUGAGGCCUCUGUGUCCAACGAGACCGCCGAUUAUGGCCGGGACCGGAUGGCAGCCGACGCCGCCCUCGAGGCCAGGGCCUGA
Molecule: messenger RNA, 312 nt
Organism: Prorocentrum cordatum
Lineage: Eukaryota; Dinophyceae; Prorocentrales; Prorocentraceae
Source: the annotation of a GenBank genome assembly